This is a messenger RNA of Halichondria panicea, 934 nucleotides long. Its product is annotated as pyridoxal 5'-phosphate synthase subunit PdxT-like. Gene Ontology annotation, cellular component: glutaminase complex; cytosol. The transcript is spliced from 2 exons. Lineage: Eukaryota; Metazoa; Porifera; Demospongiae; Suberitida; Halichondriidae. Gene Ontology annotation, molecular function: glutaminase activity. Bases 1 to 825 code for a protein of 274 amino acids. The record is from RefSeq and is a predicted model, not a curated record. Gene Ontology annotation, biological process: pyridoxine metabolic process; pyridoxal 5'-phosphate biosynthetic process.
AUGCAGCUCAGUAGCACAUGUGCGUGCAAGAGCCACGCCCAACUAGACUUUCAGCUCCUCAUCUGUCAUCUACCUGUACUGUACGGUAUAUCUGCUGUCUGUGACGGUGGUCAAACUAGAUCUCAACCGAUGGAAGGAAAGGCAAUCUCUGUAGGAGUGCUAUGCAUCCAAGGAGCCUUCAUUGAGCAUAUACACAAGUUGACUGAAAUAUCAAAGCAGAAUGAGAUCCCCAUAACUGUCACAGAGGUGCGUAGACCAGAUCAACUUUCCUCCCUCGAUGGACUCAUAAUCCCAGGAGGGGAGAGCACCACACUCAGUGUAUUCUUGAAAAAGAACGAUUUUGAAGAGUGUCUUAAAUCAUGGAUAUGUAACGAGCAACACCCAGGUGUGGUGUGGGGAACAUGUGCCGGUCUCAUUCUGCUGGCAGAUGAGUUGACUGGUCAGAAGAAGGGAGGACAAGUCACAAUUGGAGGACUGAAGGUCCAGUGCUCAAGGAAUACCUUCGGACGACAAAUGGACAGCUUUGAAUCCACCAUCAAGCUCAAGCACCCACCCCUAUAUGAAGCUACACCCCCUACCCCUCCCUCCUACAUCCAGCCGCUAAAUGAGGACGAGUGUCAUGGUGUCUUUAUCAGAGCACCAGGUAUUCUCAAAAUCAAUGACCCGUCUGUGACGGUACUGGCUACUCAAGGGGAAAACGUUGUAGCUGUCCAACAAGACCAUAUUAUUGCUACCACGUUUCAUCCUGAGCUGACUAACGACACAAGGUGGCACAUGUACUUUGUGAACCAGAUAGCACAGAGAAAGGAACGAAAAGGACAGUGAAAAGACUGUGCAAAUUACAUUAUUUAUUACAUUGUGAGCUGAGGACAUCAUUAUUAAUUAUUUUGUCUUAUGUCUUUUGCCUUGAAAUGAAACUGACUUGUUCCUCUUG